This is a messenger RNA of Vanessa atalanta (red admiral), 1520 nucleotides long. Its product is annotated as arginine/serine-rich coiled-coil protein 2. NCBI's taxonomy places the organism in Eukaryota, Metazoa, Arthropoda, Insecta, Lepidoptera, Nymphalidae. The record is from RefSeq and is a predicted model, not a curated record. The transcript is spliced from 13 exons. Bases 122 to 1297 code for a protein of 391 amino acids.
ACAUACGCAUGGCCGCCAUAUUGUCGUUUGAAUGGUUUUAAAUUGUAAAAGAAAAGAUUCGUGUAUUUUAUUUGACAAAUAUAUUAGUGAUUAAUCACCUAAUCCAAUAAAAAUAUCCACAAUGGACUCCUUAGUUGGUUACGGUAGUGACGAUGAGGUUGAGUCUGAUCGCUACAAUCAUCAACCAUCGGUGAGCAACAGCGGACGUCGGAAGGAAGAUGAUGUGAACUAUGACAAUGUCAACAUGGACUUGAGCGAGCAUGAGUCCCAAGGCGGAGAGUCGGAGCCCGAGCUGCCGCAAGCCGAGCCGCAGACAUCAGAAAAAUCUUCGCGAGAAGAUAGGCGAGGUUCCAAUGACAGUCGUGAGCGCGAACGUGACCGCGAGCGCUCCCCGGACCGACGCGAGCGGCGCCGCGAACGCGACCGACACGAGCGCGAGCGACGCUCUCCGCGCAGAGACGACAGACACUACAAGGACAGAGCGGAGCGAUGUCGCGGUCCAGAGAGCUCGCGGCGUGGCGGUGACCGGCCGGAGCCUAAGAUGCCAGCACUUAUGGACCUGAAGCCCUACAACGGAGAUAUUCCACAGGACGCGCGCGACGCAGCCUCGCCCAGAUUUGUUGAUCGUGAUCGUCGCGACAGAGAUAGAGAACGCGACCGCGACCGUGACAAUAGACACAGCAGGCGGUCGGAGGAGAGAAGGGGUGGCCGGGAUCGCCUUUCGGAGCGCUCCAGAUCGCGUGGAGCCGCUUUCCCACCACCGAGUUCUAUUACAAAUGAAAAGCGCGGUUCUCCGUCGGGUGACUACAGGCCGUCCUCUUAUAAAGUUAACAAGAAACUCGAAGUUAUGGAGAAAAUGGGUCUCCAGAUCAAGACUCCGGAUGGUUCCAUGGCGACGGCUCAGCAGCUGCGCGCUGCGGCGGGCGACGCGCCGCACGGCUUGCCUACGUACUGCAACACCGGAGCCAUCAGCUCUAACAAGAUACUCGACCAGGUACAAAAGCGCAAGCUACUAUGGUCCAACAAAGAGAAGAAAGUUGCGGAAGCGGAGGCAGCCAAGUGGAGUGGUGCACGAUUUUCGCAGGAUUCUGAUGGCAAACAAGUUUCUAAGUUUAUGCGUCUAAUGGGCAUCAAGGAUCCUUCUGCAGUUGUAACGGAAACAGUUGACUCUACUGCUGACCCCAACAAAAAGCAAGAAGAACUUUUCCAAGCAAUGCAGGCACAGUACGAGGUUGCACGCGCGACUACGCAUACCAUGCGAGGGGUUGGUCUUGGCUUCCAGCGGGGAAACUUUUAAAACUUACUUUCACCUCACCAGAUGGUGUAAUUUAAAGACUUUUUCCAAGUUAAAACUUGCCAGCUACUAAGAUACAUGGCGAAUAAGCCUGUUUAGAGUAUUUUUUAGCAGGUGUUUUAAAUUAGACUCUUUCUUGAAGUGUCGUCAGAGCAGACUUCAGUGCAAGAAAAGUUUUCGAUUUUAGAGUAUACUAUAGAGAUUCAUCAUUGGCAGGUGUGUCUUG